This is a messenger RNA of Rubroshorea leprosula, 5086 nucleotides long. NCBI's taxonomy places the organism in Eukaryota, Viridiplantae, Streptophyta, Magnoliopsida, Malvales, Dipterocarpaceae. The record is from the annotation of a GenBank genome assembly.
UAUACUCUCCCUCUCCUCAAAUGGAUUAGAUCAAUCUUCUACUUUUUUAACUAAUUUGUUACAUUUUGGUUUCUAUUUUACUUGUAAAGAAAAUCGUUGAAGAAGAUAGGAAGUAUACUGAAGCUUGCAGUCUGUGAAGAAGCCUUCCGCCAAGUACAUCCUUUUUUCAUCAUUUGGAGAAAGCACUAGACAUUUAAGCAAGGACUACCUAAUGGAUAUCAUAACAUCAGUCAUUGAUAUUGUGAAGGAUGUUGGCCCUGAAGUUAAGAAGUAUGUAAAGUAUCAGAUGCGUCACAAUGAUUAUGUCAGUGAAUUCAAAGAAAUGCAAGACAAUCUAAAGCACCGACGAAAUGUCAUUGACGCAAACUUGAAGACACAGCGAAAGCAACCCGGAAAGAUUCCAAAUGGGGAAGUGGAAGCUUGGUUGAAGAAGGCAGACCAAGAAACCGCCGAAUCAGUGGUUGAAGAUAUGAUUUGUAAAGGGGGUUGUUUCACAUAUAUUUGCUCAUCAAGAAAGUUCGAUAAAAAGACUCAAGCAUUGAAUGGAAUAUUUAUGCAAGGAGAAAAUUACACUAAUGCUGGUCAGAGUUUGGUUUUAGAUGAUCACUCAAUUGAGUAUUGCACGAAAGUAUUCAAAGAAAUGCAGGAGCAGCUGAAGCUCCGACAGGAAGACAUUGAGGCAAAGUUGAAGACACAGUGUAUGCCAGGAAAGAUUACAAGGCAGGAAGUUAGAAACUGGAUGGAGAAAGCAAGCCAACAAAUUGCUAUAAAGGUUGAAGAUCUGAUCAGCCAAGAGGAAUGUUCCUCAACAUCCAACCUUGAGAAAAAGACUGAAGAAUUGAAGCAAACAUUUGAGCAAGGAGAACAAUACACUAAUGCUGGUGAGGGUUUGGUUGUAGAUGAUCACUUAAUUGAGCAUUGCAAGAAAAUAUUCAAAGAGAUGCAGAAGCAGCUGAAGCUCCGACAGGAAGACAUUGAGGCAAAGUUGAAGACACAGUGUAUGCCAGGAAAGAUUGCAAGGCAGGAAGUUAGAAACUGGAUGGAGAAAGCAAGCCAACAAAUUGCUAUAAAGGUUGAAGACCUGAUCAGCCCAGGGGAACGUUCCUCAUCACCCAACCUCGAGAAAAAGACUGAAGAAUUAAAGCAAACAUUUGGGCAAGGAGAAAAAUACACUAAUGCUGGUGAGAGUUUGGUUGUAGAUGAUCACUCAAUCAAAGGAGUUCCACUAGUCGUUGAUGAAUGCAGUGGCAGGGAUGAUGUACAAGAUCAAAUUCUGGAAUGGUUGAAGGGAGACGAGGUUAUAAGAAUUGCAGUUUCGGGAAUGGGUGGUGUGGGCAAGACAACAAUUAUGAAGCAAGUCCACAACCAACUGUUGAAAGAAUCCAAAUUUAACAAAGUUAUUUGGGUAAAAGUGUCAAGAGACUUUGACAUUUUUGUCAAGCAAAAAAAGGAGUUUGAUGUUCGCAGGUUUCAAAAGAGGAUUGCAAGUAGCUUAGAACCAGCAUUGGAGCUAAAGGAUCCUGAGAAUCCUUUCUCUCUAGAAGAUGUUGGAAUUCCUAAUCUAGUUGGAAAUAAUGGUUGCAAGUUAGUACUCACGACACGGUUACAAGAUGUUGCUCGUGCAAUGGAGUGUAAGGUGAUACCUGUGAAUCCUCUUCCACGUGAAGAAGCAUUAGCAUUGUUCUUGAAGAAAGUUGGAAGUGAAGUGUUGUCAGAUGGCAGAAUUAAAGUAGAUAUAAAGCCAUUUUUGGAGCAAAUUUUGCAGAAAUGUGGUGGAGUACCUCUUGCUAUAGUGACAGUGGCAAAAUCAAUGAGAGGGAAAUUACUUCCUCGUAAUUGGAAUUAUGAAUGCCUAGAACCACAAUGCCAGGAGUUUUUCCUAUACUGUGCAUUGUAUCCUGAAGAUGCUGAAAUCGCAAAAAAGGAGUUAAUUGAGUAUUGGAUUGAGGAGGGGCUAAUAUAUAAAGAAGGGAAAACCAGGGAGGCAAUGAAUUUGAAGGGUCAUGGUAUACUCGAUAAGCUUGUUGACAACUGCUUGUUGGAGUUGGUUGGAGACAACGAAGAUUGUGUGAGUAUGCAUGAUCUUCUCCGAGAAAUGGCACUGGAAAUCAGUCAAUUUUUUGUGAAAGCUGGCAUUGGCUUGGAAAAGCUACCAGAAGAGGAUGAAUGGAGAGAAGAUCUUUUGAAGGUUUCUUUAAUGGGGAAUCACAUAACAGAAAUUCCUUCAAGCAUGCUGUCUCCGAAGUGUCCUAUGCUCACAACCUUACUGUUGUCCCAUAAUAGGAUUUCAACAAUUCCAGAAGCUUUUUUUGAGCAUAUGCUUGGGCUCAAGAUUCUUGAUCUUUCCUGGAAUGAGGAGCUAAGUAGGCUGCCGAGUUCUAUUUCCAAAUUGGAGAAGCUUACUACAUUAUUGCUGGGGCAUUGUAGGUCCUUAAGAGAGGUACCAUCUUUAUCCAACCUUGUAGGCUUGAAAAAGUUGAACCUUUUAAAGACACCAAUUGAAGAACUACCCCAAGGCCUCAACAUGUUAACAAAUCUAAAAUAUCUUGGUCUUGGUGGAAGACUAUCUGAAACACUUGAUGAACAGCUACAAAAUCUCUCCAAACUUCAGCAUUUACUAGUAAAUGCUUAUCCCGAUGCUGAAACAGAAUAUAAAUGGGAGACGAUUGGAAAUUGGGGGAAGCUUCAAAACCUUGAGUUGCUGGAUCUUCGUGGUUUGCAUAACUUGAAUAUGGUGUUUGGGUUUGGGGACGUAGGAGCAGUUGCUGAGUCAGCACCGCUACCAGCUGGCAGAUUUUCCUCUCUUCAAUAUAUUAGUGUUUGCGAAUGUGAUAAAAUAAAGACGGUAUUCUCAGUUAGGUGGUUGGGAUAUCUCCAGAAGCUACAGACUAUUUCUGUUAAUAAUUGUAAGCAACUGGAGGAGAUAAUAGGGUCUGAAUUUGAAGAAGGAGAAAAAGUCACUCUACCCAAGUUACAAAGCUUGACAUUGUUCUUUUUGCCCCGAUUGAAGAGCAUCUGCAGCGGUUCUAGUACUGUUUUGAUUUGUGAUUCCAUCAAGGAGAUUGAAAUUUGGUGUUGCUACAAUAUAGAGAGUGUUUUCUGGUCAGGGUUCAACCCACUUCCAAAUCUUGAAUAUCUAACACUUGCCCAUUUACUGAAUCUGAAAUACGUGUUUGAUGAAGAAUGUCUUGGUUUAUCACCACGUGUACCUCCCACAAGCUUUUUCUCUCUUAAAAAAAUUAAGACUAUUAAGGUUGGAAAGUGUUUGAAAAUGGAGGAGUUGAUAUCGUCAUCGGAUCAUGAAGGAGAAAAAGUCACUCUACCCAACUUAGAAGGGUUGAAAUUGACCAAAUUGCCCCAAUUGAAGACCAUCUAUAGCGGUUCUUUGAUUUGUGAUUCCAUCAAGAAGAUUAUAAUUUGUCUAUGCAAAAAUAUAGAGAGUGUUUUUUGGUCAGGGUUCAACCCACUUCCAAAUCUUGAAUCUCUAUGCCUUCGCGAUUUAAAUAAUCUGAAAUGCUUGUUUGAUGAAGAAGGUCUUGGUUUAUCGCCACUUGUACCUCCCACAAGCUUUUUCUCUCUUAAAGAAAUUAGGAUUUUUGAGUGUAAUCAAUUGAAGAAGGUAUUCUCAUCUGGAUGGCUGCUCCGUUACUUCCAAUCUCUAGAGACUAUUGAGGUUGAAUGCUGUUCGCAAAUGGAGGAGCUGAUAUCGUCAUCGGCACAUGAAGAAGAAAAAGUCACUCUACCCCAGUUACAAAGCUUGAAAUUGACAAGAUUGCCGGCAUUGAAGAGCAUUUGCAGUCACUCAAGUGUGUUGAUUUGUGAUUCCAUCCAGAGUUUGAGGAUUGCCCACUGCGAGAAGCUAAAGAGGAUUCCUCUGAAUUUUCCCUUGCUUGAUAAUGCCCAAUCAUCUCAUCCUUCUUCGCUCAAAGAAAUUGUGGUAUUACCAAAAGAAUGGUGGGAAUCAUUGGAAUGGGACCAUCCCAAUGCAAAAGACAUCCUUUUACCCUUGUGUCAAUUUGAGCAGUGGUAUGGCGCACCGCAAAUCUAUUGGGAUUCGUCUCUGCAACCACAAGAAAGUUGGAGGAAAUCACAUAUGCACUAGUUGCUGUUGCUAUUGGGUUUUCAAUUUAAUAUAAUCUUUGUUUUUCUUUUUCUGUGUGUGUUGUGUGUUUCAAUAUGUCAAAUUCUAAGUGGAAAACUGGAAAUGCUUGUUUCCUUAUUAUGUGUGUAAUUUUUUGUUUGAAACAGUGUGCAAAAAAGACUUGAAAUUAAUUAGGAUCUAUCUAAUUUCCUUUGCUAUUUAUAUUUUAGUGCACCUGCAUCUUUGCUUUUCUUGUAAUAUGCAUUUCAGCAUUUGCAUCUCUUCUCAAACUUCAUUCAAUAACGUUGUGCUCGUCAACAACCAAGAUGGACUGGCAUUUCAGCUUUUCUUGUUACUUUAUCUUCUCAGAAUCACCAAGGAUGGACUGGCAUUCAAGUCAAAGCAGACUGAUAAGGAGCUACUUGAUCACUACUAGACAAAAAGCAUUGUUCCAUUACAUCAUAUUUGACACUCAGUCCCAUGUUGCAAUUUUCACUCUUAGGAGCAAAGUGGACACGUCAAAUGAUCAAUUGUUAUGUGGAAAAAAAGGGUUCUUAUGAGCAUGUUUCUUUUUAAUCAAGCAUAUUUGUGAAGGCACUCUAUGUACCAGGGACAUGUUAAGAUUUGUUUGCUUUAAAAUAAUCACUAUCCACUAUUUGAAGUUGUUGGUAUUAGCAAGAGCUCAAAUUUUUCUGUGGAGAGCUCCAAAAUCAGAUGUCAAGUUACCUAUAAUGCUACUUUGAAGGAGAUGAAACUACCCUUGUCCCUUUUAAAUGACCAUACGAAGCAAGACAGAGUUCAUCUUCUCAACAUGUAGCAAGUGCCAACUGUCAGAAUUAUUGUCUAAAUUACAUAUCAAUGUAGAGAGGGAUUCAACGUUACUCUGCAUGGCUUGUCUCUUUGUUGGGUUUGUUGCAUCAAUCCUUCGACUUCUAGAUCUAGGCUUAAAACUUGCUUUUGCUUGUGGAGGAUUAUUAUUAGCGAGAUAGUCUUUAUUACAUCUGA